AGUUGAGUCGAGCUUAGCUAGCUUAUUACUUAGCGCUUUAGCCCGCCGUACGGCAGUACGUGCACGUAUAUAUAGGAACAAAUAGAUACGUAUGUUGACCUGUGCUUCUGGAGCCUGAGACAGUUGGAGCCUUCGUCAAAGUAACACAAAUUCUCCACAUUUGCUCACAUAAAUUCAUAAAGAAAAUGAAUAAUUUGCUAACCAGAGGAGCCAUUGCGGCCAUUUUCGAAGGACAAACUAUCAAAUACCCUGUGCUACAGCUUUUGGCUUGUAAGAAGAUGAACACAGCUUCCAGUCAUUCCAGUGGUAAAACUAAUGAUCGUUAUCGUCUUAUGCUCUCAGAUGGAGAGCAUACAUGCACAGCCAUGUUGAAUACACAGCUCAACGAGAUGGUUUCAACAGGAAAGCUUGAUGUCCAAGCUGCUAUGAAAGUCAAUGAUUACACCUGCAGUAAAAUUCUUAAUAAUGAUAGGCGAGUCAUUGUGGUCUUGGAUCUGGAAAUUGUGAAGAAAGGAAGCGAAAUUGGUAUGACGAUCGGAACCCCUUCACCGUGGAGAACUCCAGGACAGGGAGCAGGACCUGGACCAGUUCAGCAGCAGUCCAGACCUACCAGCUAUGGAACAACAGGAGCCGCUCCAUCUAGCUCAAGACCUAAUGGUACCAAACAACAAGGUUCAUUCUAUGGCCAGUCAAACCAGGCUGUGGGGAGUAACAUUUCACCAAAGAAGGUCCAUCCAAUCUCUAGUCUUACCCCGUACCAAAACAGAUGGACUAUUAAGGUACGUGUGACCAACAAGUCCAAGAUCCGCACCUGGAGCAACGCCCGUGGUGAGGGGAAGCUCUUCUCCAUGGAUCUCUCGGAUCAGUCAGGCGAAAUCCGCUGCACUGCCUUCAAAGAUACGGUGGAUAAAUAUUACGACAUGAUAGAGAUUGGAAAGAUUUACUAUGUAUCUCGAGGCACUCUGAAGCCGGCUAAUCGACAGUACACAUCCAUCAACAAUGACUAUGAGCUCACAUUCAACAAUGAUACGAUGGUAGAGCCUUGCGUCGAGGAAGACGUGUCCAUUCCAGCUGUUCAGUUUGACUUCAAGAGUAUCGCCCAUCUUGAGGACACGGCUGAAGACUCCAUGAUAGACGUGAUUGGCGUGUGCAAGAGUACAAGUGACCUGGCUUCAGUGACCAUCAAGUCAUCUAAUCGAGAGGUCAAUAAGAGGUCAAUCCAGCUGGUUGAUGAUUCUCAGAAAGAAGUUUCUCUUACUCUAUGGGGCAAAGAGGCUGAGGAGUUUGAUGGCUCAGGAAACCCUGUCAUUGCAGUAAAGGGAGCUCGUCUGUCUGGAUUUGGAGGAAGAUCGUUGUCUGUCCUACAAUCAAGUAUCUUCCAGGUCAACCCAGACAUCCCUAAAGCACAUCACCUCAAAGGAUGGUUUGACAGCGAGGGUCAUUCCCAGGAUUCCCAGUCCAUCUCUAGUAAGAUGGGAGGAGGCGGAGGAUCAAACACCAACUGGUUGAACUUCCAUGAUGUUCAUGCUCAGAACCUAGGCCAGGGUGAAAAGCCGGAUUAUUUCACAGUAAAAGGAACAAUACUCUUUGUUCGGAAGGAGAACUGUAUGUACAUGGCCUGUCCUUCAGCCGAGUGUAACAAGAAGGUAUCAGAGAAUGGAGAUGGAUCGUACAGGUGUGAGAAGUGUGCCAAAGACUACGAAGGAUUCAAAUACAGACUUCUCCUCUCUGCUAAUGUUGCUGACGCCACAGACAACCAAUGGAUUACAUGCUUUCAAGAGACAGCAGAACAGCUUCUUAAUAAACAAGCCCAGGAACUAGGAAGCCUCAAAGACCAGGGUGAAGCAACUGAAAGGGAAUAUAAUCAGGUCUUCCAGGAUGCUUGCUUCAAUGAUUACAUGUUUAAAAUGAGGAUCAAGAUGGAAACAUACAAUGAGGAGGCUCGUCUGAAAUGCACCUGUGUGAACGCUCAACCCAUCAAUGUCAGAGAUUACACCAAGAAAUUGAUCAACGACAUCAGACUCAUGGCCUCUGCUUAGUGGGACAACAGGGGGCGCUGCAGUAUUCUAUCUUCCGAUAAUGUACAGAGAUCAUGAGAGUAUAAAUAUAAGUCUGUGAUUGAAAAUUUUGGAAGAGAGAUAUCCCGAUGGAUACCCCUAAUGAAUUCAACUUUCAAAGCUCAACAAUAUACCAAUUUCUUUUCAGUUGCUAUGUCAAUGGGAUAAUAUGUACCAAAUGACUGUUGCCACAUGAUUUGUACCAUACUUGGAAAGUUUUCCAACCUAACAUGAUGAUUACAAUAAAUUUCAAAGUUAUUAAGGUCUUCAUCUUUUUAUUAGAGCUUGAUCAAAACAUUUGUCCAUUGUAUGUUUGAUGAAGAGUCUAGCCAGUCUGAACUCGUGCUUACUUGUCACCGUGUUCCAAAAUCUGUGCUUUUAACUAUUGUGUACCAAUUUUGAUACAAUUUUGGCAGUAAAUGUUUUGCUUACGAGUUUAUGUCAUAUGCAAAGAAUUAAAAUCAGGGGGUGUUUAUCAAAGAUUUAAAUAUGACUUAAAUCAUACCUAAAUGCUGACGUGCACAUUGACUGAUAUGUGGUAGUGCGCAUCCCGUGCGCAUAAUCUGACCAAUGUGGUGGUGUCUUCUAUACUGUACGCAACUGGAAUUUUAAGUGCGAUUUAAGUCGGACUUAGAUAUUAGCGAAACAAAUCCCUGGACUUGUUGGGUGUGUUUCCUUACAUCAAGCUGUCCUGAUAGGAACUUACACCAGGUAAACAAUAUUUUUUCAUGCUUUGGCUCCUGUAAUUAAUCUCUUUUUACACCAUGAGAGGACUUAAGCUCACUUAAAGAUUCAUGUUCAUUACAAAUAAGGCGUAAUAAUUGGAUGUUGGAAAACAAUUUCAAAGAUACUAUCAUCAUGUAAGUGAAUUAAAAGAAAAAUAGUCGGAGUACAGUGCAACCAUUUGGAGGGUUUGACAUUGAUAGACAUUGAAUAAUGAAAAGGUUAAAAUUAAGAUAGCAUUAAAUUAAAUAUUGACCUAGUCCAGAGCCCCAAGAAACUUGUAUGAAUACUAACUUGAGAUUGAAAACACUGAAACACUUUAAAGAUUCAAAGUAUAACUGAAAAGCUAUUUUAAUGCAAUGAAAAAUGGCAACAGCAAAGUCAUUCCAGCAUGUAGUAUUUGAUUGGAAUCUAGUGUACAGUCGAUAUCAAUAAUCCAUUAUAUGGGCUUUACGAUGAAAGAUAAAAUGAAUGUUUCAUGUGAUAUCAUACGUAGAUAGAAUUGAUAGGAAAGCUUGUGCCUUUCCAGCUAUCAUAUUUCGCUGCCAUCAUAGAGAAAACUAAAAAGGAACAAAAAAAUAAGAAAAUGCAUAUUAUGAGGAUAAGUAUUUUCAUGUACAGAUGUAGAUUACGAAUGUUUUCUUUUUUUGUUAUAUUUAUAUAGCAUGGUAUAGAUUAUGGGGGAGAAUAUGAAAAGGCAAAGCUAUGUGUUUUCUACAAAAUAUUGAAAUAUAGCAAAGACAGUCUUUAGUUCUGGGCCCCACAACACAAAAAUGUUGGAAUGGAGUGCAAAAAUGCAAGAACACUUCUGAUUGAUUCCUAGUCAGUGUUUUGAACAAAUUGGUCAUGUUACAAUGAUAUUGAUUGGUCAAUACCAUUGAGUUGUGAUUACAAACUUUACGUAAUGGGGCCGUUGUUGUAUCUUUAACUUAUAUCUCUUCCAUACUCCUGAAGUAGUGUUUUUUUUUUUUUUAGAUGUAUUAAAAAUGUAUGUCCUGUAUAAAGAUUUUUCUCCUGAAAUUAACUAUUUUCUGCUGGGCAUUGUAAUCCGAGCUGUACGAGGGGUUUGAGGUUUGAGCCCUGGUUAACGUCUUUUGGAGGGCAAUGUUAAAGAUCAGUCCCAGAUGUAAAUGAUCAUAUCUGAAUGUUACAUGUCAUGAUGUGUGAAUUGGUUAAAGGACAUAUAUAUAUUACAGUCUGUUAAUGGUUAAAACUGAUAUGAAGUAUAUCACUCUCUGAUAUUUGAGUAUGAUAUUUCAUCAGCAUGAAACUCUCUUUUGAGGCAGACCGUAGAAAAUAAUGUGUCACUAAAAUCCUCUUUCCAUUUAAAUUGUGCAAAAUAUAUCAGGACAAAAUGUGUCAAUUUUGCAAGUCUGUUCUCAUCUUUAUGUUGUCAGUAUCUUGUUCAAUGGUAAAGAAAAAUCACUAAAAUCCACAAAUUGGCAACAUUGGUUUGUGGGCAGUUCCAUCCUUUUUGUACACUUAUCACCAACCUAAGUAAAUCCAGUGUUGGAUAAACGACAAAAAAUAACCCCAUUCUCAAAUACCAUAAAUCUAUAGUGCAUCUUGUUUACGCAAAAUACUUAUACUCGUUAUCUAACUUCUGUCUAAAAAUUACCUCGGAAGUUAUGUCAUAUUCAUGUAAUUCACAUUUAUGAAUGUGUUGUUGCGAUGAAGUGCACUUGAAUGUAUUUAGAAUAUGUGAUAAGCAAGGGCAUCAUGCUCUAUUCUAAAUGCUUGCAUCAUCACUUGCACCACAAAUUGGCACAUGAAUUUGUCAUGGAAAGUGUUUGAAUUCUUCAAAAUUUUCUGGGAUCACAUGGAUGAAGAGGUCACAUCUUUUUUCUAUUAUGACAUCUCACCUCCUGAGCAAAUCAAAAUAUUGGCCACAGUUUUUUCUUCGAAAGAAAGCAUAUUUCAGAUGGCUGUACACUAAAUGCCAGUGCUUUAUUUUUUAAAUAAAGCACUAAGCUUUCUUAGCAUGAACAAUAACUUGCAUAUGCACUGGCUGUUGGCUACAUCCUUGAACUGUUUCAUAACAAGUUAUGAAUACAUUCCAUCAAAAUGAUUUUGAUUUAACAUGAUGUACUCAAGUGUAAUGGUAUUAUUGGGAGGGGGGGGGGUAUUUUUUGUUGUUUCUGUUGUAAUAAUCAUACAUUUAACGAGACAUGUCUGGUCAAAAACACAUUGCGCAUUACAUGAGAUGAUGAAAUAUAACUUGUGAUAUACUCAUUAUCUGCAUUACUUUCUUAUGUGAAUAAAAUGUUUUGAAGAAAACAGUGAAAAACAA
Lytechinus variegatus (green sea urchin) is the source of this 5070-nucleotide messenger RNA. RefSeq names its product replication protein A 70 kDa DNA-binding subunit-like. NCBI's taxonomy places the organism in Eukaryota, Metazoa, Echinodermata, Echinoidea, Temnopleuroida, Toxopneustidae. The transcript has 17 exons. The record is from RefSeq and is a predicted model, not a curated record. Gene Ontology annotation, molecular function: DNA binding. Gene Ontology annotation, biological process: DNA recombination; DNA repair; DNA replication. Bases 186 to 2039 code for a protein of 617 amino acids. Gene Ontology annotation, cellular component: nucleus.